Molecule: messenger RNA, 1762 nt
Organism: Eruca vesicaria subsp. sativa (arugula)
Lineage: Eukaryota; Viridiplantae; Streptophyta; Magnoliopsida; Brassicales; Brassicaceae
Source: the annotation of a GenBank genome assembly
AUGUCCACAGGUUUGCCUCCUCCUGAAACGCAAGAAGCAUGCUCUGUUUCUCUUCGUCAGCUUAUGGUCAAUGAAGGACUUAUUCCAUCUCCUGAAGAUGACGAGAAACGAAGAAUCAUUAUUCUUAUACUACAAAGGAUAGUUGUGAGAUGGGUUAGGAUCAUUGCUUGGAAACGACGUCUUCCUCAACAUCAUAUUGAUGCUACCAACGCCACCAUUAUACCUUAUGGCUCUUAUGGUCUCGGGGUUCAUGGUUCUGAUUCAGACAUUGACGCUUUGUGCAUUGGUCCUUUCUUUGCAACUAUAUCUGAGGAUUUUUUCAUAGACUUGCGUGAUCUGUUGAAAAGUAGAACCGAAGUUUCAGAGGUUCAUUGUGUUAAAGAUGCUAAAGUUCCUCUCAUCCGCUUCAAGUUUGAUGGCAUUUUGGUUGAUCUUCCAUACGCUCAGCUUCGACUCUUAUCAAUCCCAAACGUUCGUUUCUCAACAACUCUCUUAAGUUAUAUUGUUCAGACUCUGAAUGGUUUUUUAACUGCGAGUGUUUUUCAGAAUGUAGAUGUGCUGAAUCCUUUCUUCUUGAGAGGUAUUGAUGAGACAAGUUGGAGAAGCUUAUCUGGAGUUCGCGCAAAUCAAUGCAUACUUCAGAUAGUACCUUCCGUUGAGUUGUUUCAGUCAUUGCUGCGGUGUGUGAAACUAUGGGCAAAGAGGCGUGGUGUAUACGGUAACUUGAAUGGGUUCUUUGGGGGAGUUCAUAUGGCUAUUCUUGCUGCGUUUGUUUGUGGAUAUAACCCCAACGCUACGUUGAGUUCCCUUGUGGAUAGCUUCUUCAACACGUUUGCUUAUUGGCAAUGGCCUACACCUGUGGUGCUGUUAAGGGAUGCUUAUGCAGCUACUGGCUCUCCUCCAGGAUUUAUGCCUAUCCAAUUGCCGUGUGGUGGAAGUCAGUACUGUAACUCCAACGUAACGAGGAGCACGUAUUGCAAGAUCAUGUCAGAGUUUAUCCGGGGUCAUCAUUUGAUGAAGGGUUACUUGAAACCUAGCUUUAACUGGAAGAGUUUGUUUGAGCCUUAUCCUUAUGCAACCACGUACGCUUGGUUCGUUAAGAUACACCUCUCUGCUUCUAAUCAGGAAGGUUUCAGUGAUUGGGUUGGUUGGGUUAAGUCACGUUUCCGCUCUCUUCUUAUCAAAAUAGAGGAAGUCUUUGGCCUUUGUGAUCCAAACCCAAAAGAGUAUUUGGAAGCCUGUGAAAAGCAGCCGAACAUUGUAUUCUACUGGGGGUUACAUCUCAGAAACAUAAAUGUUUCAGACAUUGAAUCCGUGGAGAAAGACUUUCUGAAGAAUGUCAACAGAGGAAGUUUUCAGGGAGCAGUUGGUAUAAUCAAGUUAUCAGUUGUGCAAGCCUCUCACCUGCCUAAGAAUGUUGAGUGUGAUAGAAGCAACAGAAGCAAGAAGGUGACUAGGACGUGUUGGAGAAUCCGGGAAGAUAAGCAGUGCAAUAACACACGUGGUUACUCAAGGCAUUUGCCUGGUUAUGUGGUUGGGUGUGAGAAGAUGAAUAACAGAGAGGCUGGGAGUACUGAUGUUAAGUGUUAGGUCGUGUCCGUGAUGAUAGUUCUGCUUCUUGUAAACACUUUGGUUUUUUAGUUUUAGGUCUUAAAUUGUGUGUCAAUGAUUGAAGGAAAGAAACUAGAUUGACUAGUAACUCUCUGAUUUGUUGUAAGUUGUCUCUUGACUAAUGCAAACUGUUUGCAAAAGAAGGUUCUUU